Molecule: messenger RNA, 1299 nt
Organism: Perca fluviatilis (European perch)
Lineage: Eukaryota; Metazoa; Chordata; Actinopteri; Perciformes; Percidae
Product: SUN domain-containing protein 3-like
Exons: 9
Coding region: 119-1180 (353 amino acids)
Biological process (GO): nuclear envelope organization
Cellular component (GO): nuclear envelope; meiotic nuclear membrane microtubule tethering complex
Molecular function (GO): protein-membrane adaptor activity
Source: RefSeq, a predicted model, not a curated record
UUAGCCUAGGGAUUCUUAAUAGAUUGCAUUUCAUUAGGCUACCUGAUUUCUCAGUGAACACAACGCAAAACUAGCCUUCUGAAGGAGACUCAAGACUCAAGACUACGACGCUACAGACAUGCCGAGUAAAGUCGCGUCACGAAAAAGCUCUCGGUUGAAUUCAACAGGAUACUACAACGUUGAGGGAGAACCCUUUAUUUGCUACAAGGAAACCACGCGCAAGAUUUUCAGAAGACAUCAUAGGAACACUUCUCAGUUAAGUACCAGCUACAGAACAGAAAAACAGAAGAACAGAAACACAGACAGUGACAUAUUCACUAACCAAAACAGCAACAUACUUAGUAUCCAAAACACCAACAGCAGGGCCUCCACUGUGUUCAAGAUUUUUGGCAUUCUCUUCUUCCUAGUCCCCCUGUGUUUUGGAUUGGCAUACUUGAUACCGACUCUGAACAGCAGCUUUCUGGACUCUGGACCCUCAGAAUCUCCUGUCUCAACUUACGUUACCAAUACGACUAAGGCUGUAUCGUGUGAAGAGCUAGCAAAGCAAAUAAGAAAGCUGCAGGACAAGCAGCUGAGGUUAGAAAACUACCUGCUACCGGUGGCGGACACACUGCCCAACUAUGCUCUGGAGUCGCAAGGGGCCUGUGUUAUAUCUCAUCUCUCCUCAACAACAUACCAUGCACAAGCAGGCUGGAGUUUUCUCUGGAUACCUAUGUGGCUAAAAAGUGCAAACCCAGGGACUGUAAUUAAGGGAGGCUCAUCCCUGGUUAUAGGGCACUGCUGGCCCUUUGCAGGUGAGCGUGGACAUUUAUUCAUCACCCUGUCCCACCCAGUCACCAUAAGCCACGUGUCACUGAAUCACUUUUCAAGGAACCUGUCCCCAACUGGCACCAUUACUAGCGCCCCCAAGGAGUUUUCUGUCUGUGGCAUGAAGACUUUUGAUGAAGAAGGAACCCUACUUGGAACCUUUCUUUAUGAUCAGGAUGGGGACUCAUCACAGACUUUCAAACUGCCUGAUCAUAAAAAAGGUGUCUUCCACCAUGUUAAGCUGCAAGUCGAGACCAACUGGGGCAAUCCUGAAUACACCUGUCUGUACAGUUUCAAGGUCCAUGGGACGCUGGCAGAUGAAGGACACAAAGGAGCAGACAGGACACCAACAUCUGGGUGCAGAGACAGAUGAGUAUGCAUUUGUGAAAAUUAAAUCAGAUUCCAACCAUCUGUGGAUAAAUAGACUUAAUUUAACCUUGUGUUGUGGAAUUUGCAGUCAUAAAAUACCAGCAAGUGUUAGGUUUAUUUUUU